GGCCGAUGUCGAACAACAGCCAGUGAAUGAGGAUUUCGUGAGCUUGCGCAUGGAAUGCAUAAAAUUUAUGAUACGCCAUUUACAGGAAUUGCGCGCACAACAACAGCAGCAGCUGCAGCAACAGCAGCAGCAACAGAAUACUUUGCUGCGCCACAGUGCAUAUACUCAGUAUUAUUAUGCGAAAUCGGCAAGUAGCAGCGUUGCGCAACCGCCGGUCGCAGCAGAAGAGCGCAAAAUCAUCUAUGUGCCCUUUAUACCGGAUUAUAAAUUGAGUGGCGAGGAGUUUGAGCGGCACGUUAAGACAUAUUUGCGACCGAUUCCAUGUUUGCUAGAUCGUCCGCAGUACCUUAAUCGUUUGCCGCCAUUUCGACGCGAUGACUUCAGUUAUCCCAAUCGCGAUGAGGGUGAGUGUGAGGUGCACUUCUUGGGCUGGCAUAAUGAGCUGCUAACGCUGACGUUGAAAAUACAGUCGCUCCUGGCAUCAACAAAAAUGGAUCGUGAAAUCAUCGAGGAGUUUAUCGCAUUCAUACAGAAGACACCGGAUUUGAUUGGCAUCGAUAGCUUCCUGGUGAUUGUUUUACCAAAACAUUUAGCCAUCAAUUAUAUGCUAAAUUUCUGUCCCGAAUAUAUGUGGCAAUAUGGCAAGGUAAGAAUUGAAGAGUUAGGAAGGCGAUAAGGAAAUGCCAUUUGUCUAGA
Rhagoletis zephyria (snowberry fruit fly) is the source of this 696-nucleotide messenger RNA. RefSeq lists its product as uncharacterized. The record is from RefSeq and is a predicted model, not a curated record. Gene Ontology annotation, cellular component: cytoplasm. Gene Ontology annotation, biological process: organelle organization. Lineage: Eukaryota; Metazoa; Arthropoda; Insecta; Diptera; Tephritidae.